This is a messenger RNA of Beta vulgaris subsp. vulgaris (sugar beet), 1042 nucleotides long. Its product is annotated as lachrymatory-factor synthase. The transcript has a single exon. NCBI's taxonomy places the organism in Eukaryota, Viridiplantae, Streptophyta, Magnoliopsida, Caryophyllales, Amaranthaceae. The coding region runs from base 289 to 783 and encodes 164 amino acids. The record is from RefSeq and is a predicted model, not a curated record.
GACAACUUAUAGAUUUUUUUUUGCUGCACUAGUGCUCCAAACAGAAACUAAUACUUUCACCACAUAUACAAUACCUAACACAAACUAAAGAAACAACAAAUUCUCAAAGAAGAAUUUUAGGUAACAUGCAUCUACCACAAACUUAUCUCUUAACUUUUCUUGGUCCACUAUCACUACAUUUUUGGUCUAUAAAAGCUUAUCCCCAAAGCUACUCUUCACCACUUCAUCAAAUCACCUCAAAAAAAAAAAAAACCUCUCUCUCAAAUUUCUCUCCUAAACCAUAAAAAAAUGGGAGAUCAAGAAUCAAGCAAAUGGGAAGGAGAGAUCAUAGUAGAGCUAAAAACACUCACACCACAACAAGUAUGGCCACUCAUAGCAGAUUUUUGCUCCUUAGACAAAUUGUGCCCUCACCUAGAGAAGUGUUACUUAGUAGAAGGUGUACUAGGAGAGCCAGGUAUGAUCAGGUGUUGUGAGUCCUCAAACUUUGGAGGUGAGGGUGCAGCCAAAUAUGCUAAAGAAAGACUCCUUAUGAUUGAUCCAUCAAAUAUGUGUCUUUCUUAUGAUAUUGUUGAUAAUAAUGCUGGAUUUAAAUCUUAUGUUGCAACCAUGAGAUUGUUUCCAGUUAUUAAUGGUGAUGAUGGAAAGUGUUGGUGUAAGUUUGUGUGGAAUUUUGUAGCUGAUCCUGUUGAUGGUUUUACCCUAGAAGGUCUUCUUGAGCUUUUAAAUGGUAUUGCUCAAGCCAUGGCUAAAAAGAUGGAAGAAGCUUUUUCUGAUCAAAGUUAAUUAAUUGAAGAUUAUAUAUGUUGAUUUUCCAGAGAAAGAGAUAUCAAUUCAUAUAAAAAUUUUAUUUUAUUUUUAUGUUAAAUUAGUAGAUCUUUGUUAUUGAUACCAUGCUAUAAAUCAUCAUAAGCUUAAUAUAUCAUUUUGAUUAAGCUUUUAUAUGAUAUAUAUAUAUAUAUAUAUAUAUAUAUAUAUAUAUAUAUAUAUAUAUAUAUAUACACAUGAGUGUAUUUUGAAUGGAAGGACAAUUCUUAUUAUAGUA